Messenger RNA from Plenodomus lingam JN3, 1077 nucleotides. RefSeq names its product Zinc-type alcohol dehydrogenase-like protein YogA (gene YOG1). The record is from RefSeq and is a predicted model, not a curated record. Gene Ontology annotation, molecular function: oxidoreductase activity. NCBI's taxonomy places the organism in Eukaryota, Fungi, Ascomycota, Dothideomycetes, Pleosporales, Leptosphaeriaceae.
AUGCCUUUUACCCUUACACUCAAACCGAAGAAAGCCAAAGGUGGACAGGUUUACUAUCCACUUCAACUCAACGUCGUCUCGAAGCCGGCACCUGGUCCCAAUGAGGUUCUGAUUCAGCUUGAAGCUGCAGCCUUGAACCACCGAGACUUUUUCCUCCGCCAGAAUCUCUAUCCUGGUCUCUCCUUCAAGUCACCUAUGCUUUCAGAUGGGUGCGGGACUGUUGUCGAACUUGGACCAGGUUGUACCACGGCAUCAAACCAACUUCUCGGCAAAAAAGUCAUUUUGACUCCUUUCCGCGGAUGGGAUUCCGAUCCAGAGGGUCCGGAAGACUAUUCGAACUUUAGCACGAUUGGUGGUGUUGAGCCUCACUUUGACUUGGGCAUGGCGCAGAAUUACAUUUCCGUGCACGAGUCUGAGGUGGAGCUCUUGCCUGAGCACUUGAACCACAUCGAGGGUGCUGCUUUGCCAUGUUGUGGUAUCACGGCCUGGCGUGCCUUGGUCACCAAGUCCGGCAAUGCCAAACCUGGCCGCAACAUCCUGGUGACCGGUAUCGGGGGUGGCGUAGCUAUACAAACGCUGCUGUUCGGUGUUGCCAUGGGAUGCAACAUGUAUGUCAGCUCCAGCUCUGACGAGAAGCUUGCCAAAGCGCGUGAGCUUGGUGCUGUUGGGACUGUCAAUUACAAGACCGACUCUGACAGCUGGGACAAGACGCUGGGGUCCCUACUGCCAGCAGAGCGACCCUACUUAGAUGCCGUCAUUGAUGGAGCAGGUGGGAAUAUUGUGACCAAGGCUCUGACUGUUCUCAAGCCCGGGGGUGUGAUUGUAUGUUACGGCAUGACGGUUGGGCCAGUGAUGGAUUGGCCGAUGCAGGCAGCGCUGAAAAAUGUCGAUUUGCGGGGAACGAUGGUCGGCUCGAGAGCAGAGUUCAGGGAGAUGGUGGAAUUCAUCAGUACCCACAAGAUCAAGCCAGUUAUUAGCAGGACCGUCAGGGGCCUUGAUUGUGUGGAUGCGAUUGAUGGACUUUUCGAAGACAUUCGCACGGGAAAACAGUUUGGAAAACUGGUUAUCGAAAUCUAG